AUGUCGCAGUCGGAAGCACCAGGACUGGAUACACUCGUGGAGGGUUCACAUUAUGCGCUGGACCAGCUGCAUGGUGAACAAAAGGAUCCCAGUGCUCCCUUGAGAAAGUCUUCGCAGCCGCGCGACGCACUUGCCGAUGCUCGCUCGACUAUUCGCAAAACUUCAUCUGCUACGCCCGUUCGCCGUCGAAUAAGCAGAGCUUGUGACCAAUGCAAUCAGCUGCGAACCAAAUGCGACGGGCAAAAUCCGUGUGCCCAUUGCCUUGAUAUCGGCCUCGACUGCGAGUAUGCGCGAGAACGGAAGAAGCGGGGUAAGACCUCCAAAAAGGAUUUGGCGGCAGCUGCAAGCACUGCAAUCACCAACGGCGACUCGAGUCUGAAGGAUGAUAAUGCGCAUAUGCAGGGGCAGUCUCCACAUGCACCGCAGCCACACGAAGCCAAUGGGCGGUAUGAUUCCGCCUUCGAUGCCACUCGAGAAUUGCCUGAGCAUACCCCAUCCCAUCUGCCCAGCUUGGAGGCUCCCAACAUCGUGGGAAUACAACAAAACACACAGUCGACACAAGCACCUCCCCAGCAGCCAAUAGGUUCCAAUAUAGAGGGCCUGCCAGUGAAUCACUACGGGGGCUACCCGAGUCUAAUCGACCGCCAAUGGGGGCACCAGGCUUUCGUUCUCUGCAAAUGA
Molecule: messenger RNA, 681 nt
Organism: Penicillium alfredii
Lineage: Eukaryota; Fungi; Ascomycota; Eurotiomycetes; Eurotiales; Aspergillaceae
Product: Zn(II)2Cys6 transcription factor domain-containing protein
Exons: 2
Coding region: 1-681 (226 amino acids)
Biological process (GO): regulation of DNA-templated transcription
Molecular function (GO): DNA-binding transcription factor activity, RNA polymerase II-specific; zinc ion binding
Source: RefSeq, a predicted model, not a curated record